UGUUGAUAUUUUGUAUUUUGACAGCUGAUAGUUGAGUUUCAAAGACAGUAGCAUUUUGGAGCCCAGUGUACAACAAUUAAUAAUUCUUUGAUAUUGACCUCAGCUGAACCUUAAGAAUAGAGUUGUCAUGCCUCUUUCACCAAGGAAACAAGCAAGGCCAUCAACAUCAGAUGCUGUGAUGGGACAACCUUUAUGUGAAGACAUAGACAACAUCAGUAUGUCAUUGGUAGCAAAAAACUAUUGCUCCAAAGUUAUGAAAGGCUUACAAGACCUCAGGAAAGGUGGUAUAUUAUGCGAUUAUGCCUUGUAUGCUGAUGGAACAAGACUUAAUGUCCAUAAAGCUGUGAUGGCUGCUUGCAGUGAUUACUUUCAAGUUAUGCUUACAGGUAAUAUGAGAGAAAGCAGAGAAGACAGUGUGGAUUUGAAAGGCAUUUCAGGAUGUGGUUUAGAGAUUAUAGUGGAAUUUGCAUAUACUGGUGUACUGGAAUUAAAUUCUGAUAAUGUUGAAGAAGUUCUAGCAGCAGCAACACAUUUACAAAUAAACGAUGCUGUAACUCUUUGCAGCAAAUAUUUAGAGUCUUCUAUUACUGUUGGUAAUUGUGUAGACAUUUUAAAUCUUGCUGAACUUUACAGUCUCUCAAUACUCCAUUCAAUUGCGAAGAAGUUUAUUUUAGGAAAUUUUGAAACUGUAGCUGACACUGAACAAUAUUACACACUAUCCACAUCCCAGCUUUCAUCAUUAUUGCAAGAAAACAGCCUUAAGAUCAUGUCAGAAUAUUGUCUAUUUCAAAUGUUAUUGAAGUGGAUUGCACACAGUCCAUUAGAAAGAGAAGGUUGUGUAGCUUUAUUGAUGAGAAAUAUUAGACUGCCAUUAUUGUCGGGAGAGGAAUUGGUAGAAAAGGUUAGUCUGGUACCAGUCAUGCAACAGAAUCGAGAAUGUUCCCUAUUACUGACAGAGGCUAAAGAUUAUCAUAUUGUUGUUGGCAAACAAUCUAUGCUUCAAACACAAAGAACACAAGUCCGUUCUGAUAUGAAAUCUAUUGUCAUGUGCCAUGCUCAAAAUCUUGAACAUUAUACAUUAAAAACAAAGAGGCGUGAUUAUUUGAGAGAUACUAUAGUACCCUUGUAUAAUCCUGCAGUUGUUGUUGUUGAUAAUUUCAUGUAUACCUGUGGUGGAAAAUAUGAUAGUAGUCAAAAUGAAAUUGCUACAGCUAGAUGUUUUCGAUAUGAUGCUCGCUUUGAUAGAUGGUAUGAUUUGGCAGCCAUGAAUGAACCUCGCAAAGAUUUUGUAUUGGUAGCAGUUGAUCAUAAACUCUAUGCAAUAGCUGGUCAAGAUGAAAAUAAGGUCAUGUACACAAUGGAAUGCUUUGAUAUUGCUAGAAAUGAAUGGGAAUUUAAAUGUCCACUUGACAGACAUUUAUAUGGGCAUGCUGGUGCAGUUUGCCUGGGAAAAAUAUAUGUAUCAGGAGGACAGACAUUGACAGGAAGCACCAAAAAAUUUCUCUGCUAUGACCCACAGUUAGAUAAUUGGGAAGAAAGAUCACCCAUGUUACAGAUGAGAAUGAACCAUUCAAUGGCAGAAGUGCAAAACAAUUUAUAUGUAAUAGGUGGCAAUGUUGAAGACAAUUAUGGCUUCCCUGUACCUGUGAUUGCUAUUGAGAGGUACUGCCCAGUUGUCAAUCAAUGGACUCUGUGUCAAAGAAGUCUGAACAUUCGGGAAGCCGGUGUGUGUGUGAUUGAUCACAAGAUUUAUGUUGUAGGUGGUAUCAAUGGAGAACAUUAUCUGUCUACAUUAAUACAGCUGUACGAUCCUUUGAAAGAUGAGAUCGACAUUGUUGAAAGUUUCACGUCAAGAAUAUAUGGAAGAUCUUGUGCUGUCCUUGGUUUACCUAGAUGUUUUGUGUAAAACUAAUAUCAAAAGCAGAGUGAGAUGUUUUAAAGAACUUAUUGAAUGAAGCAAAUACAUUCUAGUCACAUUGUUUUAUUAGAUGGAAAACUGUUAAUCUUAGAGUCUUUGUUAAAGUUUCAUGGUCAGCUGUAUUUCAUAUUUUUUAUUUAGUAUAUACAUGUAGAUAAAUUUAUAUUCAGAGCAUUGGCUGAUGAGGCAAUGUGUUAAUUAGAUAAAUGAUCUGUAUCCACUAUAAGCAGGGCUUCAUAAAUGCACUUUUUUUUUUUAAGGAAACACUAGGUCUGGGAAGGGUAAGUGAGUAAUUUCCCUUUACUUUGCAUUAGGUAAAUGAAUGCAGUUAAUGUGUAAGUUAGUCCAUUUUGCAUUUGGAAAAAUGAUUAAAGUAAAAUCUUUUCUAUCUGAAGUGUAUACGUAUUAUAAACAAAUACUUGUAAGCCCUAUAAAGAUAGAGAAGACAUAAAAGCACAAGAAAGUGUGAAAUCUGUUCUUGGAUUCUACGUACUAUCUAAAAAAUAAUUCUUGUAUUUAUAGGUCAGUUUAGAAAUAGUAAAUGUCUGAUUGUUCAGGAAAUAUUUUCCUAUAGAGCCAAUGAGUAUUAACUCCUCCCUAUUUAAAAAAAAAUAUGAAAAAAUGAUACAUUAAUUCAUGUAAAAAUAAUAGUUUAAAUACAUUGUAUAUCUACAUGUACACAAAAAACUUAUGUUUAAAAAGAUAUAUAGUUUAUGUCAAUGCCCAAUAUAAGUUUGAUCCUUCAAAGAGGGUUGAAAGAACCUUUUGGGGGAUUUGAUUGUGUGAUUUUCAAUUAAGUGUUAGAAUUUUGGGAUAAAAAUUUAUCAGUAUUCAGGAAGGAGUUUUUAUUUGUCAGAGAAUUAAGAGUUUUGUAUCGUUUUUCACAAAAUUUCAGGAUGAUAUCCCCCCUUAUUAAAUUUUAAGCUAAAAAUAAGAAAAUCUUCUAACACAUGUAUAUAAAAAAGGUUUAGAUCAAUGUUUUCAUAUGAUUAAAUAUAAAUUUUAUACACAUGUAUAACAAUUGCAAGGGAAGAAGCAAAAAAUGUUUAUCCUUACAACUCUGACUGACAUGUUUUCUCUAUCAGUUUCGUAUUUAUUUUGAUUUUCAAAUCAUUUUUCUAAUUAAGAUAGUUGCUUUGUGAAGUGAGUUAAAAACUAGUUUAACCCACCACAUAUUCCUGUGCAUGCUUGAAUUCAGGAAUCUUGUCAAUAAUUGUCUUACAGUGUAUGUCAUAUCUAAAUGUUCUUUGUUAAUUCGAGAAUUUGCUUAUUUGAGAAAGAGCUGGAAAAGGUGGCCAUACAUUCCCCUUUACAGGAUUUAUAGAAUUUUUCAUUAAUUUAUUAAAAAUAAUACUUUUUGUCUGUAAAAUUCUAUUCCAUUUGUAAAAAAAAAAUUGUUUAAAGAAAUCAUACUGUGGUAGAUAGGGUCUAUGUUGAUUUUACAUUAAAAAUCAUAUAUCUAAAUUAAUAAAUAUUUUUGCACAUAAUCAGUUAACGUUCAAUUCUGAUUAAGGUAGAUGGGGUGUCUAAAUUAUAAUCCAUAGAAUUUUUUAAUAAUUUGCCAAAAUGUAGUUUAUAUCAUGCUUUUAAAAAAAAAAUAAUAAAAAGAAUGUGUCACGGGGCUUAUUUCACGCUACAGGUUGUGCAAAAUUGACAGAUUUUGUAUAGAUUAUGCAUGGAAAACCCAAUUUUCUGCCAUAAAACGAAAACUACACCAUAGAAUUUUGAGAUAAUAUAAGAGAAGAUAGCUCUAAUAGUAUGCUUUCAGAUAAGAAAAAGAAAAAAUGGGGUCACGGGACCCGUUUUCUUGCUACAUAAUAAAAUAGGUAAAUUCCUAACACAUUCUAUUGUAAAAGUAACUUUAUCUGAAUUAUCUGCCCUUACAUUUGAGUUGCCUCCCCUUAUGUGGCAAAGUUGGAAAAAAUAGAAUCAAACAAAAGUAUUCUGAUUUUUAGUAAAAUACAACCAUAAAUAUGAUAAAAUAUGUCAUUUUCUAUAUUGAAUUGAAAAUUCUUACACAUGUAUUACCUACUACUCUCAAAAUUUGCACCUUUUAUUAAAGAUCUAGACCGAUUGUUUUCUGGUAUUUGAAAAUCCAAGAUGGAGGAAGACACCCUAUCUACCUUAAUACACAAAAUAAUCAAUAAAAAUUUCUCAGUUAAACUCUGGUAAAUCUGAAGUAUAGUCAACUAAAUCAUCUAGCUGUUUCAUUAAAGCAAUUUCAUUUUCAACAAUUCAGAAAUGUUUUUGAUGUUUCUGUAUCAAUCUAAAAAGCCAAAUGUUGCCUACUAACCAGGUUUCAAAUGAUGACAAUUUGAUUGGCUCAGAAUAGAAAUAAAACAGAAAUUGAAGAUGUUUUACAUAGUCACCAUAAUUAAUAAGCAUUUUAUUGAAUCAUCAUGUAGUUUGCCUUACCUUUUCAUUAUGGAUCUUUUUUUACAGAUUUUCAAACAAAAAACACCAUGAAAUGUGCAAUGAGUCAGUGACAGCUUGUUCAUGUAAGAAAAUUUGUUAACAUAUUUAUGGUUUCAAGUUUGAUAAUUAUGUAGAAUUUUUUAAAACAGUUGCUUUGUUAAGUAGCUUUUAUUUAUUUAUUAAUUUAUAGGUUGAGACUUUGUAAUAUAUUUUGUAUGUUUUUUUGUGUGUGUUUAUUUGCUGUGCAUGUACUGAUUUUGUGUCAUGGAUGGAUACCCCAUAUCCUUUGUUUUUCUAUCAUUUGGUUCCUGUGGAACAUCUAAUUGUAUUUUGGGUAUAUAGGUAUUUCUAAUUGCUCACAUUGCAAUAUAUAUUGUUUUUGCGAUAAUAUAGAAAUUUGAAAUUUCUGUCAAUAUCUAUUUCAAGCUUUUUUUGUCAUCAGAUGUUUAGUCAGGUGUUUUUCUUACAAAUAAAUUCAUCAAACUUUAAACUGACAUAUAAGGUAACAAGGUUUACUCAUAUAAAAUUUUGAUAAGUUAAACAUGUUUUUUUUUUUUAAGAUAGAUUUUAUUAAAUUACCUAUCUGACAUGUAGAAGUUUAAGGGUUAUCAUUAAGAUCAAAACUACCACAUUUUCUGCUUUGUAACUGUUCACAAAGAAUUCAAGAAUUAUGAGAAAAAUAAAUCUGUUUUAUGACAUUAUUUGCAGCAAUCAGCAACAUUUUUGAGCUAGCACUGUACAUUCAAUUUGCCAUGACUUUCGAUGUAGUACAGACUGAAAAAAAAAACACUACAAUAGGUCCUUCUGACCUCAAGUCUAAGGGAAAUUUUUAAAAAUUACCAGAUUUUCAAUUGCUUAUUGAAAAAAAAUUAAAUGUAGUAACAAAAAUAGCCAUGAAAGAAAUUCUUAGCCCUGGUUAAGUCAAGAUCUGGAGAUUUCAUGAUUUAUAAAGAUCAACUUUGAUACCUACAUCCCUCAAUUAUUAAAGUCAUAAGUUGUGUGAUCUAAAAUCUAAACAAAGAAAGAAAUAAGAAGCAUCAGAUACAAGAAAUAAGACAUUCUACGGGUAAAUGUUGUCAAUUGUGGUUCCAAUUAGUCUGUGUACUCAGAGGAGUAAAAGCUCUAAAAAGUUCAUGUAUGCCAUGUGAUGUCCAGAUUGGCAAACAAAUGUUAACAUUGAAACUUUUGUGAAGAUUUGUUUAGCCCUGGACAUCAUAUGGCAUUAAUAAGCUUUUAAGAGCAGUCACUCCUCAGAAACCACAAGACUAAUUGGAACCACUUUUGGCAACAAUCAUUUGCACAACUGUCAUUCACUUAGAUUUAUAUAUAAAUUUAGGAUGGUUGUACUAUGCAUCUAUCCCUGUUAUAUUUGGCUUUACUCAUGUGCGCUACUCUAAAUCAGAUAUUCUGUAGAGUUAUAACAGAAGUAAACGUUUGGUGGUUAUAUCUAGGAAAAUUUUACAUUGUAUAUUUGUACAAGAAAUUCCUGGAAUUGAAUGUCACAACUGGUCAAAAUCUCUGUAUAAAAAUAUUUUCAAGCAUGGCUGUACAUCUUAUUGUACUGUUCAAUGUAUUUUUAUAGAAUUUUAUUUAUUUCAUAUUUGUCUCGUGCAUUUAAAGUAAGAUCUUCAGAAAAUCAUUAUGCAAAGAUUCCUGUCCAUAAAAUAUUUUGAAACAACUUGUUUUGUUAUGCUGUUUUAAAUUUGUAUUUUUUUACCUUACCUCCAUACAGAUAGGGCAAGUAACCAUAUUCUGUGUUUUAUUUGUAUGCAUUUGUUUAUGUUUUGUUGUGUUUAUUUUGAGGAGGGCAAUAAAUGAUAGAUAUUUUCAUAUUCAACCAUCUUAGUAACUAAAUGAAAAAAGUUUUUUUAACACAAUCAUGAGAAUAAUCACCUGAUUUGUAGACCUUUGGAGUUGAUUGAAAUUUUUUUUUUUUUUACUUACUAAACACCAAUUGUCAGUGAUAUCUAUGAGAGGUGUCUUUUUGGAGGAUAAGGUCAGGUUUAUAUGGAUUUGUUUUGUAUUCUUCAAAUUUAUUUCAUUUUCUUGUUAUAAAUUUUCAUGGUUCCAUGAAUUUCAGCUAUUUUAAGGAUUUCCUUUUAAAGAUUUAUCAUUAUUAUACGACCGCAAAAAAAUUUUUGCGGUCGUAUAUUGGUAUGACAUUGGCUUCGUUGUCGUCAGUUGUCGUCGUCCGAAGACACAUUGGUCUUCGCACUCAAACUUUAGUUUAAGUGAAUGGAUCUCUAUGAAAUUUUACCAUAAGGUUCAAUACCACAAAAGGAAGACAGGGAUUGAUUUUCGGGGUUAUGGUACCAACAGUUAAGGAAUAAGGGGCCAAAAAUAAGCAUUUUUGUAACUUCCAGACAUAACUUGUGUGUUAGUGUAUGGAUCUCUCUGACAUUGUACCACAAGGUUCCAUUUUACAAAGGAAAUGCUUGGAUUGAUUUUGGGGGUAAUUGUCUCAAAAUUUUAGGAAUUAGGGGCCAAAAAAGGGGCAAAAAACAAGCAUUUUUCUAGUUUCAUGACAAUAACUUGUGUGUAAGUCUAUGGAUCUUUCUGAAAUUGUACUACAAGGUUCCAUUUCACAAAGGGAAAGCUGGAAUUGAGUUUAGGGGUAAUUGCCCGAAACGUUUAGGAAUAAGGGGCCAAAAAUAAGCAUUUUUCUAGUUUCCAGACAAUAACUUGUGUUCAAGUGUAUGGAUCUCUCUGAAAUUGGAAUGCAAGGUUCCAUAUCACAAAGGAAAAGCUUGGAUUGAUUUUGGGGGUAAUUGCCUCAUAAUUUUAGGAAUUAGGGGCAAAAAACAAGCAUUUUUCUAGUUUCAUGACAAUAACUUGUGUGUAAGUGUAUGGAUCUUUCUGAAAUUGUACUACAAGGUUCCAUAUCACAAAGGGAAGGCUGGGAUUGAUUUUGGGGGUAAUUCCCUCUAAAUUUUAGGAAUUAGGGGCCAAAAAGAGACAAAAAACAAGCAUUUUUCUAGUUUCCAGACAAUAACUUGUGUUCAAGUGUAUGGAUCUCUCUGAAAUUGUUCUGCAAGGUACCAUACCACAAAGGGAAGGCUGGGAUUGAGUUUGGGGGUGAUGAAUCAUUAGGGGUUCAAAAAAUUACGGGGGGGGGACUUUUUUUCCUUUUUUUUUCUUUUAAAUUUUCCAUUUUAAAUUGGUUAUUUCUGAUUUAUAUAUAAAAGCAAAUAAUAAUGAUAUGGUUUGAAUAGGUAAAUUAAAAUUUUUUAAGUUCUUAGACCACAUUCAUUCUGUGUCAGAAACCUAUGCUGUGUCAAAUACUUAAUCACAAUCCAAAUUCAGUGCUGUAUCAAGCUUGAAUGUUGUGUCCAUACUUGCCCCAACUGUUCAGGGUUCGACCUUUGCGGUCGUAUCAAGAUGCGCCCAGCGGAGCAUUAUAUUGCUAUAAUGGAACAGUGACUUAAAAAUUCAGUUUCUAGUUGAAUCUCUUUAUUCCUCUGUUUCUUAUCAUCUCAAUAUUGUGAAAAUUAAUUAUCAUAAGUUUUUUCUAGAUAUUUUUAAAUGUUUUUAAUGUGCUUUUCUUAAAUUGAUUAUUUAGGUUGAAAUAAAAUAUGUUAUCUUA
Molecule: messenger RNA, 7916 nt
Organism: Mytilus californianus (California mussel)
Lineage: Eukaryota; Metazoa; Mollusca; Bivalvia; Mytilida; Mytilidae
Product: kelch-like protein 26
Exons: 3
Coding region: 128-1906 (592 amino acids)
Molecular function (GO): protein binding
Source: RefSeq, a predicted model, not a curated record